Molecule: messenger RNA, 3078 nt
Organism: Hymenoscyphus albidus
Lineage: Eukaryota; Fungi; Ascomycota; Leotiomycetes; Helotiales; Helotiaceae
Source: the annotation of a GenBank genome assembly
GGGGUCCAGGGCCCUGAUUCCCGAUCCAACCAGUUUCUCCAAGGCGCACAAGUUGACGAAUUUUGGAAAUAAAAGACUGAGAAAUUGAGGGAGUGAGAGAGGGAGAGAGGGAGAGACCGAGAGAGGGAGAGAGGGAGGAGAAACCAAACUCUGCACAGGAGCAGACUCGCGGAGUCGGUCAUACUCCCGGAGCAGCCAGGUCGUUUGAGCAUUCCAAGGCUGGAACAUGGAAGAGGGACUCGGUUUCUAUUAAUCCACGUUGACAAGUGGACGCAACACGAGGGGUCAAGACUCGGUUCAGCAUUCAAGAGGACGGGAAGCACUGCGCUUUAAUCCGUGGGAGCCAAAAGAGUUGGGCAGCUGCAGCGUGUGCUUCCCGAAACACAAGAGGCGCCGCUCAACUCUAGAACGGUCUAUUGAGUCGGGGUCGAUGUCAUGAGAGCAAGUGCAACUGCCACCCAUGGGUACUCGUAGCACUGUCAUGGCCAUGGCCACGGUAGCACUGUACAGGUACUGGUAGCACUGGCACUGGUCGCAUUUCCCUUCACAGUACUCGAGUAGCGUUACAGCACCAGCACCAGCACCAGCGCCAGCAACAGCACCAGCAGAUACCAUAUGGCAGCCAAGUGUAGGGAUCGUCAGGAUGGUCUCUCACGAAAGAGCAGGCAUGAGAAGAUGCUCGUAUGGCGGCAUGGAUCAUGGGCUCUGAUGCGCCCUAGGUCCUGGCCUGGGUCAACACCCCGCCAUAGAAGCCCAGCAGACCAGGCGGAGUUCUGGAAGCUGUACUUGUAUCAGUAUUAAUAUCCAUCAGUAUGACGUGUAUGAGGUGGAUGGAACAGGGUCCUCCUACUCUCGCAUACUCGGAAAACUUCCAUUCAAAAAGAGGCUCUCCUGCUCUUGUUCUGGUGUAUUUCACACGGUCAUUGACUGACUGUUUCAAGUGCCAUAAACAGCAACCACAAGCGAACGCAAGUAAAGACAAGACAAACAUGCUCGUAUUCUAUCCGUGAACGCUGGUCAAGCCUUUUGGUGACGGUUACUGGAUACACUUCGUCUGUUGUCUCUUCGCCUAUUCACUCAUUCGCCUACGGCAUUCGUUUAUUCGUCUAUUGAUUCUAUCCAUACAGCUGCACAAGUUCUGGUUUCAAUCUGGUUUGGUGGUGUAGAAGAGUGGACAAAGAAACGUCGUUCACCCCUUCUUUCCCCCUCAUCCUAAGGAGCCCAGUCCAAGUCCACGAGGACCCCUCCCCCUCCCUCUCCCCUCGCUCUUGCCUUGCCCAUUAUCUUAUCGGAUCAAAAUUUAGCGAGAGCGAAACAUUACGACAUUCAUCUGGACUUGCGACAGUACGGAGCGUAUCCGACCGGGACAUUUACCACCAUCUAUCCAACCCACCACCUGGGCACUGCACUCACUCACGGCCACCCAUACCCCCUCUGCGCCAAUCCCAACCCCACGCGAGCUUGACCUCGCUCACUUCAGUCCAACCUUCUCCUCUCUUCCUGCCUCAACAUCGGCUCAUCUCUCUAAAAAAAACUUGCAAUCUGCAGACUCCAGUAUUCGCUGCACUUGCUGCCGAACCUAAACCCUAACCAUCCGACACCCCAGCCCAGCCAUACUGCAUAUCCCACCUGGUCAACGACAACCCUACACUACACUACACCAACCCAGCAAUACCCAACCUUCUGCCCUGCCCUACCCUGCACUGCGGGAUACCUAAGAACAAUUACUCCCUUACUGAAUUGCCAGAUUCAUCCAUCCAUCCACCAUGCCAGAUCGUCAUGAAGAAGAGCGGGUACGUAAAUCUCUGGUCCUUUCAACUCUAAUCAUUUUUGGAGGUUUAUGAGUACGGAGCUGGAACUUGAGCUACGUUGAGCUUCGCUGAUCCCACCGGUGCGACAGAGCGAAGAGGGCUCGGUUGGUCUGCCCGACCUAGGAGAUAGCAUCGAUGCCGCAACCUUUGAACAAAUUCUUGAGAUGGACGACGAUGAAGAUGAGCGCGAGUUCAGCAAGUCCAUUGUCUUUGGUUUCUUCGAGCAGGCCGAACAAACAUUCACUAAGAUGGAUGACGCAUUGUGAGUUGGGAUCCUUGGAUGAGAUGCGCGCGUAUGCGCAUGCGACACUUUGUACCCCGCUAUAUUUGGAAGAAAGAAAGUAACUAACGUCCUAUCCGUCGUAUAGGAAAGCCAAAGACCUCAAACAACUCUCCUCCCUUGGCCACUUCCUUAAAGGCUCCUCCGCCACCCUAGGCUUGACCAAAGUCAAAGACAGCUGCGAAAAGAUCCAACACUACGGGCAAAAGAAAGACGAAGCUGGUACCGAAGACGAGCCCGACGAAGAGAAAUGUCUAGAGCGCAUCAAAGAUUCCCUAGUCCAGGUUAAAGAAGAAUACGCCGAGGUCGAGAAGGUCUUGAGAAAAUUCUACGACUGAACCAUUCAUAAAUCUUUCUUCCCACAAGAAGUAUCGCUGCAUGCAUCAUGGGGCUCGGGUUUGUUGGGGGGAGGGAACGGUGUCGAUGGUGGAUGGAAAUGUCCUCUCGUCGGCAUGGAGAUGACGCAUGGAUAGAAGAAAUCUGGAGGUGCUUUUUCCUUGGGAUAUAGACACGCAUCUCACCCAUUCACGGAUCCCGCGCUGAGCCCUUUUUUCUGUUAUUUUCGUUUGCACUCACCUUCCGUCGCCGGCAUUGGGGAAUUCCCACUACCAUAAGAGCAUUGAUUUUCCCCUCUUCACAAACCACCACGGCUCCUCACAAUCAUAGGGCGUCUCGGUUGGGGCAUUUCUUUUUUUCGUCUUGCUAUUUUUUUUCCUCUGCUCGUUCGGCUUGGAUUCUUAGCAUGGUUCAGGUGUCUUUUUUCUCACCUCCUUUUUUUUUCUUCUUCAUUUUUCUGUCGGGGGUUCAUCGGGCGGGAGGCAGAUGGUGGGGUCUUUUUUCUCUCUUUUAUGGCGAUGCACGAUCAAAAAAAUGGUUUACUACUAGGUAAAUUUUACUCAUGGUCUACCUACGGAUUCUAUGGGUAAUUAUGGAAAUGGAAAUGAAUUGAAACGAAAAUGAAUUUGAAUCCGGAUGGAGUGAUGUGAU